AUGGAUAUCCCUCCUAUUCCAGAUAAUCGACCUCGGCCUCAUCGCUCCCAUCACUCGUCUUCAAUACUGUCGGAUGUUCCCACAAUCCAAGUUUCGAACCAGGAGCAAUCAGUCACAACGUUUGAAACAUCUAGUCAGAAUUUCUCACUGGAUGAGCAAUGCCGACCGGCGUCAAGCACGAGUGAACUCAGGUCUCAGCCAUCCGUCAAAUCGCUUAAUCGCCAAUACACAAUAAACGAACUCCCCGUUCUCCAAGAAACCAAUCCCUACAAUGGAGCCGAAGAAUUCAAUACAGUCAACGAGGAAGGAUCCUUCGAUCUCGUCGCUCCAUAUGAGGGCGACGGAAUUCCUCUUCACAGCCUCGAGUGUCAAGCCGAUUUGAUGUUCUCUGCGCGACACAUGGUUGCGAUUCUGUCAAAUCCGCGAUACUUGGCGCGCUUUCGGGACUUUUUGGCUGAAGAGCGUCCACAGUCGAUACCUACAUUAACCUAUUACCUCAAUGCAUGCAAAGCACUCAAAGCCAUCCAGUAUGCGAACGCUUUAAUACGACUAUCAGUUGAUAUACCUACCGCUGGUGUCAAGCAGUCCAGCCCCAUCGGCAUUGUCGAGAGUCCUGCUCUUGAAAAGCGCGUACAAGAUGCACUGAUUGCGCUGACAGCGGAAGAACUACCGGACUUCAUUACGGCAACCUGUAUCAAUAUAACCAGUAAAGUGGUCGAAGAACGGAUACGUGGAACGCUCCCAGAUCGGUUCAGAGGAACGGCGGACGCAUUGGCCGAGGUAUUUUGUUUGACGGAUCCUUCGCGCCCGGAUAACCCGAUCAUCUUUGCUUCGGAGGGUGAGUGUUUCCUCGGACGAGGGAUGAUUAGAUUUCGCGAGUACUGA
Molecule: messenger RNA, 885 nt
Organism: Aspergillus melleus
Lineage: Eukaryota; Fungi; Ascomycota; Eurotiomycetes; Eurotiales; Aspergillaceae
Exons: 2
Coding region: 1-885 (294 amino acids)
Source: RefSeq, a predicted model, not a curated record